Paraglomus brasilianum is the source of this 717-nucleotide messenger RNA. Lineage: Eukaryota; Fungi; Glomeromycota; Glomeromycetes; Paraglomerales; Paraglomeraceae. The record is from the annotation of a GenBank genome assembly.
UUCGAUGUCGGAAGGGAUUUAUUAAUGAAACUGUUGUGGAGCAAAAAUGACGCCAUAGUCAGAGAGGCUGUAUUAGUAAUAAAAAGACUUCUCCAAUUAAGACCACAUGACAAUGUAGAAAUGAUAACGCAACUCGCAAAGGUCCUCGAUCAAAUAAUCGUUCCCAUGGCCCGCGCUUCCAUCUGGAAAAAACUCGAGUUAGUUGCACCAAACAUCCUUCGCAAAGCUGCUAAGGAGUUUUCUAACUCGGAUGAUGUUAUCAAAUUACAAGAAGAACCAGCCCGUUUUGGGAAAGACCACCGCACACUCUCAGAUGAUUCCUUGGUAGUUGCGGACGUCAAAAACAUCCAUAUAUUCCAAGACGCACCAUUCGGAGUACAGAUCAAUACCAUGGUUAGGAUAAAACGACGAGAGAUUGUAAGAAGAGAUCAUCCUGGAACAGAUCAAAUGACGAUGGCUGGAUCUUUGCUGGGUUGUGUUUGUGUGGUGAGUGGUCAUGGGCGAAAAUGUGAGGAGGGCUGUGUGAACUCUGAAUGGCAGCAUCGGAAUGAUAACACCAAUAUCGGAGAAGUUGUGUGCACAAAUGGACCGGAGGAUUUUCUUGGAUUCACGAGCGUAAACGCGAAUGUCUACAAUGCACACUAUUCCGUCCAGACCAACGUUCCGAGGUUGAAUAGCAAACUGAUAUGUGAAACCGAAGAGACCACGGAGGAAUAG